UUUCUUUUACCCCAGCCUUGCUCAAUUUUGUUUCCUCUCCUUUAAUCUCGCCAUUUGCUGUCGUGUUUCUCUGUGUUAAAAGGGUCUUAAAGUUUUGCAACAAUGAACAAAGGAACGGGAGUGGGAAUCGGGCCCACAGCGGCGGCUGCAGCGGCUGCGGCACAGAAGCAAAAAACUAUGAUGCAUAGAGUGGAUACCGACAUCGCCAGCAUCGUCGAUAACUUCACUCAGCUUGUUAAUGUUGCCCGGGUAAAUGACCCACCAGUUAGAAAUUCACAAGAAACUUUCAUGAUGGAAAUGCGUGCAGCCAGAAUGAGUAGCAUUAAAUGAUUUAUUGCCGGGAAGGAAACCAUUGGAAGGAAGGAUGGAUUUUCUUGCAAAGUUAAUUAAUUUUUUUCUUGAGAAAGUAGAGAGGGAAGCUGAAUUUUCUUGGGAAAAUAGAGAGAGAGAAUUCAUAAAAUGGCAAGGCUUUGGAUAUGGGAUUUGAAGAAUAAUAAGAAGCUGCAAGAAGAAGAAAAGAAGCUGCCACGAAGAAGAAGCUGCAAGAAAAGGAAGAAAAGAAGCUGCCACGUCUGAGAUUUAACGGCAGUUAAGUGCCACGUCAGAAAAAAACUAAUGGGAGGUAACGACAGGGACCUUAUUGAAAACGAACUAAAAGCUCGAUUAUUGUAUUGCAAGUUUCAAAAGUUGGGUGACCAAAAUGCAAGCAUCCUCGGACUAUUUAUAUGCUUUACCCUAAUU
Hibiscus syriacus is the source of this 741-nucleotide messenger RNA. Its product is annotated as mediator of RNA polymerase II transcription subunit 22b-like. Lineage: Eukaryota; Viridiplantae; Streptophyta; Magnoliopsida; Malvales; Malvaceae. Gene Ontology annotation, cellular component: mediator complex. Gene Ontology annotation, molecular function: transcription coregulator activity. Bases 103 to 330 code for a protein of 75 amino acids. The record is from RefSeq and is a predicted model, not a curated record. Gene Ontology annotation, biological process: regulation of transcription by RNA polymerase II. The transcript has 3 exons.